AACACUUCGAAAGGCUUAUAUAGGACGCGUGGACGAAUUCCAUACCAGUUACAUUCUAGAAGUAAACAAACAACGAACUCCGAAAAAGGGCAUCUUCUUCGCUCGGCUUCCAGCCAAACAAUGGAUAUGUUAAAUAUAAAACCGUUAAGUGAGGACAUAGAGUGGUCUCCGGAGGCGCCCGUGGGCGUGGGGGCCACUGGGGCAGGAGUAUGUGGCCCGGAGCCCACCGCGCCCACGGUGUCCACGUCCGGCGAGGCCCGCGCCAUCCGCCGCAUCGUCGGCCGCUGGGGCGCCGAAUGGUUGAGCUGACUCGGCUCCAGGCACCAGGAUAAUGCCGGUAGCUGGCCGGCCGACCACCCCCUGCCGCCGCCGCGCUGGGGGGCACCCCGUCCGGCUUUGCACCUCACUCUCCGUCAAUACGAGGAGUUGGUAGCCAAAGCCGAGGUACUGUUGAGUCGUCUCGUUGUUUCCGAAAACUAUGAUUCUAUUAGCAACUUCCUGACGCACUACGACACUUACAUGGCUUCCCCUAUCGACACCCUGAAAGAAUUCUACCAGAAAUAUAACCCGCCGAUCCGCGCCCACAAACACACCUGCGUGGGUCUAGGCAUGGAAGUCAUCAAACGCUUGAAACUCUUAGAGAAAGAUUUCCCCGGGAUCACUAAGGCGAUGAUGCUGGUAUCCUGUGACGAGAACAUAGAAGAUCUUGACGAUUACACCACGUCGUUCCCUGGACCUCAAGGGUUCCUGAUCGAGACGGAGAAGGACCACGUGCUAGUGGCGAUCCACGUUAAGGUCGACGGCAGACCCGGCGUGUUCCUGUCGGAUCUUGGAUAUCACAUCUCUCGCGCCGUCACCGUCAUGGCGGAUCGUUGUUACCCGCACACCGGUUGGUUCACGCAGUCGGACGAGCCGCACUGCCGCAAGGAGUACAAGUACCAGUUCAACGCGGACAACGCGAGCUACGUGGAGUGGCACGAGCGGGAGACCAGGGCCGCCGGGGUCAAGGAGCGCCUGUCCCUCGUGUACGUCGCGAGGGCCUACCUCUCGGCCGUCGAGGUCACCGAGAAGAGGAACCUGGUGUGGGACUUGAGGAGUCUUCUCGCAAGGGACCCUAAGGGCCGUCUCGCAGCCGGCGUGUACUUUCCGUUAAAACUAAAAGACCAGGAGUUCACCAUGUUCUACGACAGCACCAGCGGGAAACAGAGAAAGAAGUUCAAGUUCAGCGUGUUUUUGGAGCUGCAGAAGAUCCCAGACGAGGUAGUCGAAGAAGUCGAGCAAUGCAAUGAACAACUUCGUCUUCGGGACGGGGAGUUGCUCUCCAUCCUUAACCGUUUGGCGAACGUCAUGGCGGACGCGGAAUUCAUGGCGGAAGUGCUUGCCGUCAACGAAAAAAUCGUAGAGCUCUCCGCGGCUCACUAAAGCAAUAAUAAUGUUUAUCUUUCACUGUCGAAGGCGUUUGCACGGUGUUGCUAGCUGCGUCAAUCAUAUAUUUUUAUAUUAGCUAUAUAUAACCUUUAGCUAUACCUACCUAAAGUUGACCCAACAAAAAAAAAUCAUAAAUGCAAUAUUAAUAAACAACAUCUCUGUGUGUCACAUCUGUGUGUUCAGAUCAAAUUAAGUGAAAAUAGUUAAAAAAACAAUCACUCAAGAGAAAUUACUACUUAGUGGAUAAUACCAUCACAAAUUUUUUGACAGAUGUCUCGCUUACUCUGUGACAUCGAUACUGUCAUCACGGUAAUAGAUAUAAACUAAUAUUUAAUGAAUCAAAUUUCUUAUAGACUUAAAAUUAUUGUGAAUUCAUUUAAAAACUCAUUUAAAUAAAUCUAACUGGGUCAACGUAAAGUUUUUUUGAUAUUAAGUUUUCUUGAUAAUGCACUGAUACUCGUAGUUGCCGAUAGAUGGCAUCACUUGUCUUGUCUAGAUAUCAGCACUUUUGCAUGUAUUUAUUCUAUUUUCAUUUAUUUUACUGUAGUGUAGUAGUCGUAGAUGAUUUCUGAAAGUUUUGACGAGAACGACUCAAUGUGGGAAAUAAAAAUUGAAAA
This is a messenger RNA of Bombyx mandarina (wild silkworm), 2045 nucleotides long. RefSeq lists its product as uncharacterized. Lineage: Eukaryota; Metazoa; Arthropoda; Insecta; Lepidoptera; Bombycidae. The record is from RefSeq and is a predicted model, not a curated record.